UCCGUUUCGGUGUCUGCUUCACCUGGAGGCUCACGCGCAUACCUACCUACACACACACACACGCGCGCGCACACGCACACGAACACACACACACGCACACGCACGCACACACACACACACACACACCUGCCGCAGCGCACCUGCGCCGCCAUGACGCAGCUCUGACCGGGACACACGGACGAGUGACGGCGGAACAACAACAGCAGAACCGGGACAGACUGCGGGGUCAUGGACCUGCUGGACUCAGGACAGAAGUUCCCGCUGAAACACGAUGUCGACUUCGACGCCAACAUGCAGUUCCUGCCCGCCACGGACUCCAAGCGGCUAGAGAAGAAACCGGGCCGCAGGAAGCUGUGCAUCGGACUGGGCCUGCUGGCUGCCGCUGCCGCUCUGGCGCUGCUGACCGGACUGCUGGUCUGGCACUUCCACUUGCGUUCCAGCGAUGUCCGGACGACAAGGGUUUACAUCGGCUCCAUGGGAAUCGGCAGCCACCCCUUCGUGGCCGAGUACGAAGACUCCAGCAGCCGGGGGUUUGCAGACCUGGCCAGGCAGGUCAACCAGCAGCUGAAACUCCUUUAUUCCAAAAACUCCGUUCUGGGCAAAUACUAUAAAAGCUCGACAGUCCAGGCCUUCAGUGAAGGAGACGGCAGUGAUGGGGAUGAUGUGGUGGCUUACUACCAGUCGGAGUUUGAAGUUCCCGAACCUCAGCAGUCCGCCCUGGACCAAGCCAUCCAGUCCCUGGAGCCAGCGGAUGACGGUCAUCAGGGCCGCCAGGGACGACUUCUCCUGAGACCCCAAAACACCCUGAACGUCAACAACGUCAUGUCUGGAGCUCUGGAUCCUCGCAUGAGCAGGAGCUCCAUAUCAGAUAAAAACUCCACCAACGUCCACGUCAGGAAGGCGGGGGUCAUUGACUCCCCGGGAUUCCCCGACGCUUCGUACCCUUCGAACAUCUACCAGCAGUGGCGGCUCCGGGCCGACCCACAGCACCGCGUCCAGCUGGACUUCCACACCCUGAUCCUGGAGGACGACUGUCGGGAAGACUUUGUGAAGAUCUACGACUCGCUGGCCCCCAUCGAGAGCCGUGCUCUGACGGAGCAGUGUGGAUACCCUCACGACUCUCUGACCUACCUGUCCUCUGGAAACGUCAUGCUUCUGACGCUGAUCACCAACGAGGAGAAGAACUUCCCCGGAUUCAGAGCCAUGUACUCGCAGAUCCCUCUGGAUGACGGAGGGUGUGGAGGGAAACUGACGGGGGACAAAGGCUCCAUCUCUUCACCCUUCUUCCCCAACAACUACCCUCCACGAGCGUCAUGUGUCUGGAACAUCGAGGCCCCGAAAGGAAAGUUUGUGAAAAUCCAGUUCAACAAGUUCUCUGUGGGGAAUCACAGUAAAGACUGUCCCAACGACUACGUAGAGGUCAACAAUGAGAGGUUGUGUGGCAGGAACCUAAAAAACUCUGUGGUAACCAGCAAAAGCAACAAGAUGACCAUCAAGUUCACGUCCGAUGCAUCCUACGUGGACCAGGGCUUCACCGCCGAGUACGAAGCUUUUGUCCCGACCGAUCCUUGUCCGGGACGGUUCCGGUGCAGCAGCAACCUGUGCAUCAACGCCACCCUGAAGUGCGAUGGCUGGAACGACUGCGGAGACCACAGCGACGAGGUCAACUGCAAGUGUGAGGAGUCCCAGAUGAAGUGUAAGAACGGUCUCUGCAAACCCAAGUUCUGGAGGUGCGACGGCUUUGACGACUGUGGAGACAAAACGGAUGAAGAAAACUGUGUGAAAUGCACAGACCAAGAGUUCUCCUGCAGGAACGGUCGCUGCGUCUCCGACAGCCUGAGGUGUAACGGAGAGGACGACUGCGGCGACGGGUCGGAUGAGUCAGCAUGUGCAAAAUCUCUGCUGCUGCAGUGCUCCAACUUCACUUUCCGCUGCAAAAACGAACACUGCAUCAGCAAACUGAACCCCGAGUGUGACGGAGUGGAGGACUGCAAAGACGGUUCAGACGAGGCCGACUGCGAGUGCGGCAUGAGGCCGUUCCGCAGCUCUCGUAUCGUGGGCGGUCAGGUGUCGCAGCAGGGGGAGUGGCCCUGGCAGGUCAGCCUCCACGCCAGAGGACUGGGUCACGUGUGCGGAGCAUCGGUGCUGAGCGACCGCUGGCUGCUGACCGCUGCCCACUGCGUCCAGGACACUCAAUCCAACAAGUUCUCCCAGGCGGACCAGUGGGAAGCACUCCUGGGGCUUCACGUGCAGGGCCACACCAAUGAGUGGACGGUGAGGAGGAACAUCAAGCGGAUCAUCACCCAUCAGGGCUACAACCAUUUCACCUACGCCAACGACAUCGCCCUGAUGGAGCUCGAUGCCAGCGUCCCCCUCAACCAGAACAUCUGGCCCAUCUGCCUGCCCUCUCCCACCUACGACUUCCCCGCGGGCCGAGAGGCUUGGAUCACCGGCUGGGGUGCAACCAGGGAGGGAGGUUCCAAAGCAGCGGUCCUGCAGAAGGCGCCGGUUCGCAUCGUCAACGACACGGUUUGCAAGAGUCUGAUGGAUGAUGUCACUGACAGGAUGCUCUGUGCCGGAGUCCUCAAAGGGGGCGUGGACGCCUGUCAGGGCGACUCCGGCGGGCCCUUGUCCGUCACUGGCCCCAGUGGGCGGGUCUUCCUGGCCGGCGUGGUGAGCUGGGGCGAAGGCUGCGGUCGCAGGAACAAACCCGGCGUCUACACUCGCGUCACCAAAUUCCGCAGCUGGAUAACUCAGAACAGCGGAGUAUAACAGACACAUCCGCUGUUUCCAGAGCUUGUUGGGACACAAACGGUGACCGCUGUUGUGAAGACACUUUCUAUUACGUCCACAUUUUUAAACUUUCAAGUUCACAAUUCAUCCUUUUGCUUUUUGUGGUACAAAAAAGUGCAGAAGAGCAACAGCAGAGAGGAGCUGUUAGUGAUGAAGGGAUUGGGAUUUAACAAAAGGGAAAUGUUGAGAUAAAUAUGGUUUCUGAUUAAAUAGGUGCCUUCACACAACAGUCCUUCAGCUGCUCUCUGUUCGGGCAGAAACAAACUUUGUACGAAUGUAGACCCUCAUUUAUGGCCUGAGGGAAGGACAAUGAAACAUUCAACCAGCCUGUAAAUAACAAAGAUAAAAUAUUCUGAGAGCAAUUAUUGUAGAAAGAAAUUGUCUGAAAUCAUCUGCAGUUUUGAGACAAGCUGCUCGGCGUUCCUCAGGGAAGCGUCCUGGGUCCCCCAGACAGCUCACAGAUGGAUGAACAAAAAAUAAAAUGUAUUUUUAUAUACAGUACACCUCUAUAUUCUUAGGUAUAGGUACCGAUAUUUAGCUGUUAGUAAUAUUUUUCACUUACAAACAUUCAAAUUAACUAAGUUCAUAAACUUUUCUGCUUGUACUGCAUUUUCUUUUUUAAUUAUUUAAGGUGCAUUUUAUGUUUUUUCCUUAUUUCUUUUGAGCAUGUAUUUAGUUUAUUUCUUUCUUGUGAUAUUAAUGUCUUGCACUGAUUGUUCAUAUGGAUGCUCUUAACUUAUUUAUGUUUUUAGGGUUUUGUUGUCACUUUUAUGUACUUUUGUCCUGAAUGUGCAUUUAAUAGAGCUGUAGUUUUGAAGAUGUAAGGUAAAGUAAUAAUAAUAAUAAUAAUAAUAAUAAUAAUAAUUCAUAAUAAUAAUAUAAAGGGUGGGCACCUAACUAAAGUGUAACAUUUGAUCAGAUUCAAUACUUAAUUUUUUCAGGUCGAGUUGACAUGUAGAUAGAACUUGUUAAAAUGAGUUUUUCUUCCUUCGUUCUCAUGAGACGUGAGACCCAGCGAGAACACAGACUUUUCUCUGGAGAACCGUCUUCAUCUUUCUCGCUGUGUGGAACCAAACUCAUGGUGUUUCUGUUGUCAACUUUAAAACCCAGUCUCUUACCACAGGAAAGAGAUUUCCUAGACGUUUGGUCUCAGUAACGACUUUAAAGGUCCGUUUUUGUGUAAAUAAAAGAGCGACAUGCCAACGCGAACCCAAGAGUACCUGUGUUUGUGGGGAACCAACGAAGGGAUUUUUACUCUUCUGCAGAAAACUCACUCCUGUAGAUGUGAUUUCCUUUCAUCUGCUCAAAGGAUUAUUAACGUUUAAGCAGGAACCAACCAAUGCAGAG
Molecule: messenger RNA, 4140 nt
Organism: Cololabis saira (Pacific saury)
Lineage: Eukaryota; Metazoa; Chordata; Actinopteri; Beloniformes; Belonidae
Gene: st14b
Product: ST14 transmembrane serine protease matriptase b
Exons: 19
Coding region: 229-2772 (847 amino acids)
Biological process (GO): proteolysis; acrosome reaction
Molecular function (GO): protein binding; serine-type endopeptidase activity
Source: RefSeq, a predicted model, not a curated record